AGAACUACACGACCUAGAGUGGUUGUUACAAUGGAAGGAACUGAUGAUUUCAAGACACCAAGCAAAUUAUCUGAUAAAAGGAAAUCUGUGUUAUGUUCAACUCCAUGUAUAAAUAUUCCUGCCUCUCCAUUUAUGCAGAAGCUUGGCUUUGGGACUGGGGUAAAUGUUUACCUAAUGAAAAGAUCUCCAAGAGGUUUGUCUCAUUCUCCUUGGGCUAUGAAAAAGAUUAAUCCCAUAUGUAGUGAUGAUUAUCGGAGUAUAUAUCAAAAGAUACUAACUGAUGAGGCUAAGAUUUUGAAGAACCUUCAUCAUCCAAACAUUGUAGGUUAUUGUGCUUUUACUGAAGCCAAUGAUGUCAGUCUGUGCCUUGCUAUGGAGUAUGCAGGUGAAAAGUCUCUAAAUGAUUUAAUAGAAGAGCAAAAUAAAGACAGCCAAGAUGCUUUUCCAGCACCUAUAAUUUUAAAAGUUGCUUUGAACAUGGCAAGAGGGCUAAAGUAUCUGCACCAAGAAAAGAAACUGCUUCAUGGAGACAUAAAGUCUUUAAAUGUUGUAAUUAAAGAUGAUUUUGAAACAAUUAUCUGUGAUGUUGGAGUCUACCACUGGAUGAAAAUGACUGUGAUUGAUCCUGAGGCCUGUUAUACUGAGCCUUGGAAGCCCAAGGAAGCUUUGGAGGAAAAUGGCAUCAUUACUGAUAAGGCAGACAUACUUGCAUAUGGCCUUACUCUGUGGGAAAUGAUGACUUUAUCUAUUCCACACUUUAAUUUUUAUGAUGAUGACCAUCAUCAAGAUAAAACUUUUGAUGAAAGUGACUUCAAUGAUGAGGCAUAUUAUGCAGCAUUGGGAACCAGGCCACCUAUUAAUAUGGAAGGACUGGAUGAAUCCUACCAGAAAGUAAUUGAACUCUUCUCUGUAAACACUAAUGAAGAUCCUAAAGAUCGUCCUUCUGCUGCACAAAUUGUUGAAGCUUUAGAACUAGAAGGCCAGUGAUCAUAUUCAUGACUAUCUCACAAUGAUGUAUGAUUUGUAUAUGUAACUGUUCUCUUUGUUUGGAUACAUUG
Molecule: messenger RNA, 1058 nt
Organism: Sciurus carolinensis (gray squirrel)
Lineage: Eukaryota; Metazoa; Chordata; Mammalia; Rodentia; Sciuridae
Product: lymphokine-activated killer T-cell-originated protein kinase-like
Biological process (GO): protein phosphorylation
Molecular function (GO): ATP binding; protein serine/threonine kinase activity
Source: RefSeq, a predicted model, not a curated record